AUGGCGAAGGCACCUUCCGCGAAAAAGGCUGUGUCCAGCACGAAUGGCGCCUCGGGCUCCAGCACGACCUCUGCCCUUGAGCAGGUUCAGGCGCUUCAGUCAGCAUUGCUGUCCUCUUCCGACCUCAACCCUCUCUCCGACCUCCUCACGCUGUCCAAGAAGCUCGUCAGAGUGGGGUCAGACCGCUCGUCAAAGGAGAAGAAGGAUGCAGCUGUCGCACUUCACCGCGCAGCUCUCGUGCUCGUCAGGGCGAUGAAGUCGCUCAGCAGCGAGAACAGGAUCCCUUUCGACAAGGACGUUGACCAGGACGGAUACAUCCUGUCCUACGGUGCCAAGGCUGGCAACAAAGUCGACAACGGAACGUCGGCGAAGGCAAAGGAAGCUCAGAACAAGGUGGAAGACUGGAUCAGGAUGCGCUGGAACGAGACGAUCGAACUGCUCUGUGGCCUGCUCGGUCACGAGGUCGAGGGUCUUCGUCUCGAGGCUUUGCAGAUGUUGUUCGAGCUGCAGACUGCUGCGUCGUCUUCUCUAUCACGAAUCACGGCUGCUGCCUCUGCUGCCAGGGAUCAAGCAAGAGCAGCGUCCAGCAGCAGCAAGAAGGACGCAGCCCCGUCGGAAUCGCUGCCAAUCACCGCCUUGUGGUCGCUUUCGCCUUGGCGUGCGCUCACACUUGCUCUGAUCGCAGGCCCGCCCAGCCUCUCGAAGCUCGGGUCUGGAGAAGCAGGCACGAGGCACAAGGUCGUGCGUGUCGACUCUGGCAUCCACGAAGACGUUCGAAGCAAGUUCCUAGAAAAUGGGCUCGAAGAGUACGACGAUGUCCGUUUCGCCACUUUGCGAGAGAUCAGCCUGGCUCUGCGCAAGCCUUCGCCUAGCAUCGCCGGCAACACUCAGCUUCGAGCGCACACCUUGGCGCUUCUCAUCCGGCUUACUGCUAUCCCGACAAGUGCAGGCGAUCUCAACAACUUCUUGGUCGAUGAGCUUUCCAAGUCCCCAUCAGGCGGUAUCGGCAGCAAAAAGAAGAAGAAGAGCAAGGCUGCAGGUGGCAUCACCAACGGGAAGAAAGUGGUCGAUGACGGAGACUCGGAAGCGGAAGAGGAGGACGAAGACGACAUGGCCGGAUGGUUCUCCGACUCAGGUGAUGAGGGCGAGGUUCGGGCAGGCGCCACCUCAGAUGAGCAGCGACGAGCGGCAGAGAAGAAGUCCGUCGGCGGGCUCGGAUCGGCUGCUCGAUCGGCGAGCGCGAGCAAACGCAGACAAAGGACGUUCCACGAAGCUCUGCAUCACAUUGGGGCGCAGCGGUCCGCUUUCUCGACUGCUUGGCUCGACCUCCUUCUGCCACGUCGUCAGACUGAGGAGUCAGCUGCUGCUGCUGGCGUCCCGAAGGGCUCGCUGGUCGGUGGCGAGCUCAGCCUGGCUGCCACGCACGAAGUCCUUGUCCGCUUGCACGCCCAGAUCCUCCCUCACUUGACCAAGCCUUCCAUGCUGCACGACUUCCUCGUCUCGUGUCUCGACUCACGCGGCGCCACCGCCCUCCUCGCGCUCAACGCCAUCUUCACUCUCGUCACCAAGCACAACCUCGACUACCCGCAGUUCUACACUCGACUCUACGCCAUGCUCGACGCGUCCGUCCUGCACAUGAAGUACCGAGCGCGGUUCUUGCGACUGCUCGAGACGUUCCUCUCCUCGACGCAUUUGUCGUCUACCUUGGUAGCGAGUUUCGCCAAGCGACUGUCGCGACUCAGUCUUCGCGCGCCGCCGGCUGCGAUCGCGUCGGUGGUGCCGUUCGUCUACAACCUCCUGAAGCGACAUCCUCGAUGCAUGUCGAUGGUGCAUAGGGAAUGGGAUGGCGAUCGACUCAAUAUUGGGCCCAGCGGUGUCGCCGAUCCGUUUGACGCAGACGAGACGGAUCCGCUCAAGACCAAUGCGCUGGAGAGCUCGCUCUGGGAGCUGGCUUCGUUCGGCGCCGCAGCCGUUGCAAAGGGCAACAGUGGAGGACCCGCCGUGGAUACCGACGACGUCGCACCUGGGGAAGCUCACUAUCUCGGCUCGGUGACGAGUCUGGCCAAGAUUCUGGCGGAACCGUUCACGCGCGAGCGAUACAGCCUCGAUGACUUCCUCGAUAUCACGUACGGGACGCUGUUCGAGACGGAGACGAAGAAGACGCUCCGGUCUGCGGAGGGGCGACAGCGCUUCGCCCCAGCGCUGGCGUACAGCCUGCCCGGCGGCUUCGGCGCUGGCGGCUCGAGCGACAGCACCGCCGCGAACCGCGUUGACAUCUUCCCCUCCGAAUCAGGGCGCGUGCGCGCACAGCAGAGCCUCCGCGCGGCCGAACAGGAGGAGGAGGCCGAGGUGGAAAGGGAGCGCGAGGAGCGCAAACGCAAGCUCGGACUGACCGAUGGCGAGGAGGAUGAGGAUGAGGACGAGAAGGAGGCAAGAGAGGCGAUCGAGGAGCUGAAGAGGGAGGAGAGGGCAAAGAAGAGGAAGGUCGAUCAGACGGGUACGCAUGAUGUUUGCGCUCGGUUGUUCAGCUUUGCUUGA
Molecule: messenger RNA, 2538 nt
Organism: Kalmanozyma brasiliensis GHG001
Lineage: Eukaryota; Fungi; Basidiomycota; Ustilaginomycetes; Ustilaginales
Product: CCAAT-binding factor
Exons: 1
Coding region: 1-2538 (845 amino acids)
Biological process (GO): ribosome biogenesis
Cellular component (GO): nucleolus; Noc4p-Nop14p complex; small-subunit processome
Source: RefSeq, a predicted model, not a curated record